This is a messenger RNA of Stegodyphus dumicola, 530 nucleotides long. RefSeq lists its product as uncharacterized. NCBI's taxonomy places the organism in Eukaryota, Metazoa, Arthropoda, Arachnida, Araneae, Eresidae. The record is from RefSeq and is a predicted model, not a curated record. Gene Ontology annotation, molecular function: ATP binding; microtubule binding; microtubule motor activity. Gene Ontology annotation, biological process: microtubule-based movement.
AUGAUGGAUCCUCUCAUCAAGAUGCGGAUGUCUCGACAAAGUAAGGCUCCACCUUCCUCCACAACAAGCACCACUGCUGUUCCUGGAGCUGUUGCCCAACAAGCUCAGCAGUAUUUAGAACAAAAUAUAAUGGCUUGGAUGCAACCGAAACCACAAGGGCAGCAAAUCUUGUCUUCGACAUUAUCGUCAUUUGUGACCACAGGAGCAUCAGGCACUCAGACGCCAAUGAGUCAGAAGGCGCUUCAAGAGCAUAAUCUGACGCAAGCGCAUGGAGGCUCUAAACAUCAACUACCCAUGAUGAGCCCAUACUCGCCUAUUGGCGGUGGUACUAGCAGUGGAAGUUACGCAUCGCCCAGUGUGGCUGGAACGUCCUGUAUGGGUAUGCCACCCAGUUGCUCAUCUAUACCACAUUCUCUAUCCUUUUCCGGGUAUUCGCACCAUUCCUUGCUGCAAGGGACUUCCUUCAGCUCACCAUGUCCAAGCACUUUUGGGACUGCCCAACCGUCAGCUGCUGCGUCGUUCUUUGCAAG